Molecule: messenger RNA, 1506 nt
Organism: Sclerotinia trifoliorum
Lineage: Eukaryota; Fungi; Ascomycota; Leotiomycetes; Helotiales; Sclerotiniaceae
Source: the annotation of a GenBank genome assembly
UAGCUUGUUGAAGGAUUCUGGGUCGUUUGAGCUUUGAGCUUUGGAGUAUGUUCUCGGAGCCGCAAGUAAUUCUUGUGAAGUUUCGAGUUUGAGGGGGCUGUGGUGGAUUUUGUGGCGAGGAGAUUGUAGGAGGUUGAAAUGUAUAAGAGGUUGUUGGUUUCCUGAGAUUAACUUCUUUUUCAUCAUCAUCAUCAUCAACAUCAUCAUCUUAACGGUCAUUAACAUCAAAAUCAUCUUAACUAUCGUUAACAUUAACAUCAACAACAGUCUUCGCACUACAAUCAAAUCUCAGUAAAACCAACUAUCUCUAUCAAAAGUCUUAUACAAUCUUUCACAUAAAACAUUCUAUCUACCUUCAACCUAUCCAAUUUUCAGUCUAUUAACAGCCACCACAAUCAAAAUGCGUUUCUCAAUCUUCGCCAUCACUCCCCUCAUUGCCUCUGCUCUCGCAUUACCAGCAGCAACAGUCGCAAACACGAACUACAAACCUCAUCCAACACCCUCACCACCCAAGCUUCCCGCCUGCGGUCCAACCCCACAACCAUGUUCCUGCCCCGCAGGAACCUACUACCAAGUCUCCACCUCCGUAGCCAUCAUCCCCGCCUCAGCCUCAGACCUCCAAUCCAUCAUAGGCGACUUCCUCCAAACCUCCUGGUUCGGCACGAGUCCCGAAUCCGUCACCGGAACUGGCUACAUCCCCGGCGCAAAACGCCAUCUCCUCGGCGAAAUCCCCGGCGCAGGUAUCUACCCUAUAACCGAAGAACUCACCCUCUACAAACCAUACCCGAAUAACGCGGGGUUCUUCCAAAAAUUCCAAAUGGGCGACGCUCCAUUUUAUUUUAAUUUGACGAGUGGAGCGCCGGGGAUCUUGGGCGGAACUUGGGAUAUUGUUGAUGUGCAUGCGAUUGGGUCGAGGAGUUCGAGUUGGUUGUGGAAUAUUUAUGCUUGUUUUAGUUUGGAUUUCGAUUUUCAAGGUUUUCAUGAGAGUGCGAUGAAGAAUGUUACGGAGAUUUUGAAGGGUCAGGGGAAGACUAGUGGAAGUCUUAUUGGGCCGUUUUCUUAUUAGAUUGGUUUCUUGGGAUAUUAUAUGUGAGGCGGGGGGUUUAAUUGCGGAGUCGAGGUGGGAGUAUGAUAUUUCAGAAGUGGUUUUUUCCUUCAUAACAUUUUUCUUUUUGUUUUCGCCCUAGCUGGGUACAUUGUUUUCAUUUUUUCGCUUAUUGGAAGAAGUGGUUUGGGGGAGGAUGCGCUUGUUUUCUUUUUCUUUUCCUUUUUCUUGUCUUUUUUUUCCCUUUUUUCUUUUUUAUAAGGCUUAUAUAUAUAUAUAUAUCUUCUCCUCCUUUGCUUUCUGUACAGAUAGCUUAGAUAUCACUGCUCGCGCAGAAACUGUCAGUUUGUUUGGAGUUUUUAUUUCAUUAAAGAAGGGGCAGGAGCUUUAGAUAUGAGGUUUUGGAAUAGGGAUUUUGCUUGGUUGAUCGGUUGGUUGUAUUAUUAGUUUAGUUUUUGGGG